This is a messenger RNA of Metarhizium brunneum ARSEF 3297, 1005 nucleotides long. RefSeq lists its product as uncharacterized. The record is from RefSeq and is a predicted model, not a curated record. Lineage: Eukaryota; Fungi; Ascomycota; Sordariomycetes; Hypocreales; Clavicipitaceae.
AUGGCUUCCGAGAACAUCAUUCUCUAUCAUUACUCUUACUCCCCAUACGCUCGAAGAGUCACAUGGUAUCUCACCCUUCGCGGAAUUCCGUACGCACAAUGUGUUCAACCACCUACAAUGCCUCGCCCAGACGUGGCACGCCUCGGAAUUGGAUACAGACGCAUUCCCAUCCUCUCCAUCGGCAGAGACGUCUACCUGGAUACCCGUCUACAGUUCAUCAAGCUUGAAAACAUGGACAUUUCUCUCCCCCGCCUCGGAACAAGCCAGCCCGAUCAGCGGGCCAUCGAGCGUCUCCUCUCAACGCUGAUGACAGAUGCCGGCGUGUUCGGCUGGGCCGCCUCCCUGCUCCCCAGCGACCUGCCCCUCCUCAAGAACCCAACCUUCCAAAAGGACAGGGCGGAGUUCUUUGGCACGCAGCCUCGGCCUGACCCCAAGCACGUUGCCCUCCGCGAGGUGGCCUCCGUGUUCAACCUCCUCGAGACGACCCUCCUCGCCGACGGGAGGGACUGGAUCCUCAAGACCCCGGGCCCCGGCCUCGCUGACAUUGAGGCCGUGUGGCCGCUGCACUGGCUGGCCGGACUUCCUGGCGCCUUGCCAAAGGACAGGUUCGGCCCGCAGGUGUACCCCAAGGUCUACGCGUGGAUCCAGCGCUUCGAGGAGGCUCUUCAGCAGGCGAGGAAGAAGGCGGGCAAGCCGAGGACCGUGAGCGGCGAGGAGGCGGAGAAGUUGAUCCUGGCCUCGGAGUAUCACGAGAGUGAGGGCCCCGUGGACGAGGGGGACUUUGAGGUGGCGAAGCUAGGGCUGAGGAAGGGGGAUGAGAUUACGGUUGGGCCGACUGAUUUUGGGGCCACGAGGAAGGAUGUCGGUCGGCUGGUGAGCUUGGCCGGCGACGAGGUGGUGUAUGAGACCAAGCCGGAGGGCGAGGGGAAGCAGGAGGUGAGGGUGCAUGCGCCGAGGCAUGGGUUUAGGAUUCAGAAGGGGAGGGAGGCUGGCACGAAAUUGUGA